This is a messenger RNA of Dentiscutata erythropus, 750 nucleotides long. The record is from the annotation of a GenBank genome assembly. NCBI's taxonomy places the organism in Eukaryota, Fungi, Glomeromycota, Glomeromycetes, Diversisporales, Gigasporaceae.
AUGAAUAAUUCGGGUAAUUCUAACCGUGACAUAAAUAUCGACACUAGCCACGAUAAAGUUCCUGUGGAUUUAGAUUCUAUUCAUGGAUACCAUAAAAAAACUGAUCAUCAUUCUUUAAUACAUGCAUUGAAAACGGUGGUUUCGCAUACGACUGAAAAAGAUGCUGGUGAAAGCAUUUUUGCUCCUUCAAAUUCAAAGCCUCCACAUAAAUCUUUGAUGCAUCCCUCCCUUCAUUCACUUUACAAAUUCCUACCACCAUUGAAAAACUGGGCUGCUAAAAAGCAUUUUGGGAAUUAUGUAAUUGUUCGCGAAACUGGUGAUAAGAUAUGGGAGGAAAUGCCAAUAUAUGCUAGGAUCGGAAUGCAUUUACUAUUUUCUGGAAAAAUUGAAGAAAAAGUUGUCGAAUCAUCAGGCAUUAAACAUCUUUUCGAAGUUGAAUCAAAGCGUCAGGGACAAUAUUUUGAUUCACCACAUUCUACUAAAACCAUCCCUGGUUUUGUUAAACACUAUGAUAUUAAGGUUGAUGAAUUAUUAGAACCGGAUUUAAAAAAAUAUCAGAAUUUCAAUGAAUUUUUUUAUAGAAAAUUGAAGCCUGGUGCCAGACCCCCUGCGGUACCUGGUGAUGAUAACGUUUUUGUUUCAGCUGCGGAUUGCAGACUUACCGUUUUUCAAGAUAUUGAUCUUGCGAAAAAAUAUUGGAUCAAGGGAAAACAUUUUACAGUUGCCGAGCUCGUUCAAGAUGAAGAAUUG